Uranotaenia lowii is the source of this 6798-nucleotide messenger RNA. RefSeq lists its product as uncharacterized. Gene Ontology annotation, biological process: signal transduction. Bases 226 to 6606 code for a protein of 2126 amino acids. The record is from RefSeq and is a predicted model, not a curated record. The transcript has 10 exons. Lineage: Eukaryota; Metazoa; Arthropoda; Insecta; Diptera; Culicidae.
CAUCGCCAGUAACGAAUCAGUUAUAAAAUCUGUGACAUAUUCAGCUGGUAUAAUUUUAUCGCAGCUUUCAUAAACCUCGUUGUCGUUUGAACGAAAACUUCCCUUUGUCUAGCUAGCCACUCCAGGCAGGAUAAGAUCAAGGUCAUCAUCACAUCGAUCACGUUGCGUCUGUUUUGUGUUAUUUUGUCGGUUAUCAAAUCAUGUGUUCCCUUUAGAUUUUCAAUCAUGUUUAUUGUUUUAAACCUUAUCCUAGUGCUUUUAUUGCUUGCAUCUGUAAAAUUGCCAAUUUUCGCGGUCCAUGGAGAAACAACAACCGAUUGGUCCUCAAUGGAGGAGCGUUCUUCGCUCGGUGAAGAAUCAGAUCUGUCGCUUAUGCGAGAAAUUUUCUACCAUAACCUGUUGGAAGAUAUCCACGCCGAGUAUGGCCCGGGCGAACUAGAGAUUACCCCUGAGCUGCAGAAUCGGAUUGACAAACGUAUUCUAGGGUUCUUGCGAGUUUCGGAUGGUGGAGAUCGUCUAGAGGAAGGUGGAACACGUACAAAGAGAAAUGCGGCGCAAGAACUGAUCGAGGCAGAAACUGCUGGAGCGGAACAUUUCUUCUUGAAGGGUUUUCGUGAACGUGGCUACGUUCCUGUUAACUUUCCCAACGAUAUAUGUUUGCUCAAGGUCGGCCAAACGGUAUUCGCAGCAUCGCUUCACAUGCGAAAAUCGAAAGAUAAUUACGCCAACCAUACCGUGGUAUCAUUCUAUGUUCGUCAAAAGGGCCAUUUCCAAAAAUACAAGGAAUAUUCGGCGAUCGUAGCCAGAAAGUUCGAUUGCAUCUCCCAUGCGUCGCUCGGAUUCGUGGCUGUGGUAAACUACUACGACAAUGCCCAGGAACAGGACUCGCCGAAAACGCACCGAACCUUCGACGAUGGUUCACCGGUCUUUCAAAUCCAGGAGAAUAGUACAACCGAAAUCGUGCAAAAGUUUAACCAAUCGAACCAGAAUACCGUGCACAUGUGGACACACGGGAACCACAUCUAUCUGACGCACACCUACACCAACCUGGAUGAGAGUGUGGCCAAUGUUUGCCCCUUGUAUCGUUGGUCCGGAUACCAUUUCGAUGUGAUCGACGAGCUGCCGUGCUACAAUUCUAUCCACAUAGAACCGUUCACGAUCGAGCAGACACUGUUCAUAGCGAUCGCCAACCAGAUGAAUGACGAAGCUGUCGACGAGGAUACGUUUUCCGAUGUGUUCAAGUUUGAUUACGAACGGCAAAAGUUCGACUUUCAUCAGAAAAUCUACGUUUACUCGGUGUCCGAUAUCAAGUACUUUUAUCUGGAUCACGGCGACAUCAGGGAGCACUUUUUGGUGACGGGAAAUUCGAGGGCUGGGAAGAAAAAUCGAAGCGGCAAGCUCGACUACGAUCAGCAUUCGAUCGUGUACAAGUACAUCGAUGGAUACUUUGUGCCGUUCCAAAAGUUCGAACUGCACGGUGUGAAACAGUUUCUUCCGGUUAUGCGGGAAAAUGGUGAAUUCCUGUUGCUGAUCCGCUGCCGAGGUCGUCCCCUGCAAAUCUACGAGUACGACGGAUGGAAGUUUGCUCCCUCGCGCAUCGACUACACCAGAGAGGCAUUUGCCGCCGGCGUAUCGCAGAUGCGAGUCUACCGGCACGUAAUCAACGGGAGUCUGAUUGUCAUCGCCAAUCGGAAUCUUUUCGGCACGACAGCCAACAUCUUUUCGCCGCUCUAUGGCGUCGGUAAUGACUUGAAGGAAGUGUACGGCGAAUUCAUCAACUGGUGUGGCGAUACAACGGAACAGUUGGCUGAAUUGAAUUUGGAAGAGGUUUACAAGAAAUUGGUGGCGCUACCGAAGGUCGACGAUGAAGCUGUACGCUUUGGGAAGGAAAUCCAACUGAAACAUUCGACCGUGGAGGUUUUGCGAACAAAAGUUUUGCAAACCGAUAAAUUUGUGUUCAAUCAACAGACGUUUGAUUAUUUGAAUAAAAUUAGGAAAGAUUUGCAGGUUUUGAAAAAUAAGGCUGAACAUUUAAAAGCAAUUAUCGAUAGUAGCCUUCGGCUGGACGAGUCUCUAGAUAUUAAGGGUGAUUUAAGAGUGCCGGAAGUGAUCGCUGCUCGUGGUCUUGUCAGAGAACUGGAUGCACAGAAGGUUAACAAUGAGAAGCAACCAGUAGCCAGAGCACAUGAACCAGAUCAGGGAGAUGUUGUAAAGGUAGAUCGAUUAAUUGUAGAUGAGCGUUUGGCGGUAAAAUUUUUAAAUGGCUAUGCCAGUGAAACUCUACUUCGAACUUCCGAUGACCUGAGUGCUUUGAAGGAUGUUGAGCUUCACGUGAAAGAAAUUGACGUUCAUGGCGAAUUUUAUGUAGAAAAAUUAAUCGACGGCAUACAUUUUUCGCCCGAUAACGUUUUGAUUGAAGGAGUAGAUCAAACGUUUACAAACAAAACUCUGCUAGUUGAUCAGUUGAUAGCGAAUAAUAUGGUUACACCGUUAUUGAACUCAAGUAAAGUUGAGAAGAUCAUGUCUUACGCAAAUGAAGCUGGACGAUUGAUGGAAGCAAGAUCUCAGAUAAGAGCUACUGAAUAUUAUCCGAUGAGGUUGAAGGAAAUAAGAGUUGACAAUUUGACGAUGUCCGGAUUAAUCAAUGAGGUAGACCUUGGGUAUAUUGACCGAAAUGCUUUGAAAAAUACUGGCGAUCAAGUUAUAACGGCCAGUUACAAUUUUGAUAACAUAAUUGCGGCAAAUCUAACUAUCCCGAACAAACGCUUAUCGGGAAUCGAUCUCAAUCUUCUGGUACUGACGGAACCUACUGAAGAUCAGCCUUACAUAACUGUUCGUCAAGAUGUUCAGUUUAUAAGUCCUGUUUUAAUGGAUAAGCUUCAAAUAACCGAUCGCAUCAAUCACGUAUCAGUGGUUGAUGACAGACUUCAAGUUUUACUGUUAAAUUCCACGGAACCUCAAAUGAUAACUGGUACAAAAAUCUUCGACAAUAUUGAAGUUCUUGGACCGAUUCAUCUACAGGGUAAAAUCAACAGCAGUAGUUUAAGCAAGUUAAAUCCCAUUGCAACCAUAACUGAAGACAUUUAUCUCGAGGGUGAUUUUGAAAUAACGGGCGACGUUACGAUCAGGCGCUUGCUCAACACCUCAAAUGUCUACGGUGCUAGUAGGACAUAUAACUACAAAGAUCUCUACCAUCAUGGACUGCCGUUGAAUGCAGUUUCGUCGCAGCAAAACUUCACGUUCAAGCAACCGAUCAUCGUCCAGCAUGCCUUUGGUAAUAAUUUCAAUGAUUACAAUCCCAGUGAUUUUAUUCCUUCAAACUCUGGAAAACUACAACGAAUAACGGGGCGCAAAAUAUUCACCGGAGAUCUGACUAUCCGCGGUAAUCGUGUGGAUGCAGCUGUGAUAAAUCAAGUAAACUUGAAGCAACUCAACAGUACUAUACUCAAGAGAACUGGUAAUCAAAUUAUCGAAGGUACUAUUCACUUCAAAGAGUUAAUCGCAUCCAGUUCGAUAGCCAAGCAAACCCUGUUCGAAGAUCGUCCGUUGGCUUCCUUGCUGACCAGUGGUCACGGUCAACCAAUUAAAUCUGCACUUCGAUUCGAAAACUGUCAGCUUACGGUUCGGGAAGAUCUUAUCAUUGAAAAUCUGGAGACCUACAAUAGUUCUACAAUUUAUGGAUACGACUUAGAGCACAUGAUUCAGGAUACGCUACGGAAGAAUCCAGCCAUCAAUAGCACAGUUACCGUUACAGGGCCCAAAAGUUUCUACAAUCUAACAGUCGGGGAAUUGGUUCUAGUUGACCAGGCAACCUUGAAUGGAGUGGACUUGAUCGGAUUGAAAAAAAUCGGCGAUCCCCUGGAAAAAGACCUUCUGGUGAAGGAAACUUUGAUCCUUAAGAAUCCGAUUAGGGUACGGAACGUGUUUUUCAACGGCUCUAUAAACGGAGUGUCAAAGCACGACUUUGGUAGAAACUGGUUGAUGAAUGAGUACAACCAAACCUUCACAGCGCCGCAAACAUUCGAGAAUGUAGUUGCCGAACAAGUUUUUCUAGAUGGCUUGAUCAAUGGCGUGAAGCUGGAAGACCUGGUCGAGGACCUGUACUUUUUAGACAAGAACGAACGUGUACAGAGGGUUGAAUUUAAUGAAGGACUCGUAUCAUACCAACCAGUGAUCGUUAACGGAGUCGUUUCGGGACUUAAUCUCGCUACCGAUGUAGUGCUAGAUCGUUCCAAAGACCAACAGCAAUUGAAGGAACUGUACGUCGAUGGCAACCUACUAGUACGUGGACAGCUUUACGUAUCGAGCAAGAUAAACGAUAUGAACUACGCAAAGUUGAAGGAAUAUGUGACAAGCAAUGGUUCUGAGCAUCCCAUCAAAGUAGAGGCACAAGGGAAUGUUCAUUUCCAUCAGCAACCGGAUGUGGCUCAACUAAACGGUUACAGAUUAGAAGAAUUACAUCGUGAAAUUUGGUUGAGCAAUAGAGAUGAGGUGCUGACAGGAAAUUUCCGUUUUCAAACUGUUAAUUUUGAAAACAAUGUUCUGACAAAGGGUCCUAUCAACGAUCUCGAUCUGGACGAACUUCAAAACACUUAUCUCAGCGUAUCGAAACCGCAGAAUGUAUCAACGCCGAUGAUUUUCUCUGGUCCAGCCAUGCUUAAGACGGCUAGUUUUGAAGAGGCCACAUUGAAAGGAAAGUUGAAAGGAUCAAUCGAGUCGAUUGGAAUAGACAUUGCAGAAUUUGAUAAACAUGUAUUGAAGAAGGACGUUCCGCAAACCAUAACCGGCAAUUGGAUCAUCCAUCGCGUCGCAGUUCAUGGAAACCUAAACAUUUCCACCUUGAAUGGGCUGGAUAUCCAUCGGGACAUUCUGCUAAACAAUGUUCCCCAUGCAACAUUCACCGGAUCAAAGCGAUUCGACAAUUUCCGAGUUCGCAAUCUAAUCUGUCCUGCUCCGUGUAUAAUUCAGGGAGUGGAUUUCAACGAGUGGGUGGCCAAUUCUGUUCGGCUUGGACAGAAUCAUACCAUCGAUGGAAUUUUAUAUCUGGAAUCGGCCAGCGUGCUGGGCAACGUUGAGUGUUCGGGUCUGGUGAACAACAUUACCUUCAACAGGGACACGCUUUUGUUAAAAUCGGUUCCACAGAUCAUUGAAGGUGAUUUGUACGUGAACAUGAAAAUACCGGAGCAAAACCUAGUUUAUCCGGCGUCGAUUGAAUCGCUGCAGGUGGACACAAUCAAUGGGAAAAACUUUUCCGAGUUUGUUCAAAAUUUGGCUCUUCGGGAUCGGGGAACGUUGAAAAUCCACACACCUGUAAGCUUCAGGCAACCGUUGGAGACGCAAAACCUUGACCUAGGAAACAAUUCUAUGUACGGCGUGAACAUUAACCAGCUGCUCCAAGAAGUUGAGUACGGCGAUCAACUGAUGCAAUAUGAAUCCAAGCUGCGUAAUUUGAACGUUGUUGGGCAAUCGUUGGUGGAAACUUUCAACACUGUUACGCCUUUCUUGAGUCACUUCAACCUGGUCCAAACAUCGCUCAAAGGACGGUUUCGGAGUGUGUCCGCCAUUUCGUUACCACUGUCACCGGCACCAGUUGAUCUGUUAGUAGCUCACGUGAACCAAGAGAAUUAUACUGCGGUAGAAUUCUAUCGAUGGCACAAGAAGGAUCAACAAUUUAGAAUAGCUAAAGGAUUCUUACCUAUAACAUCUCCGAAGCUAAUCGUUAACAAUGCCAAGAGAAUAAACAUUGGUCACGUCCAACACCUGUUUGUUGAAUUCAACGAACCAACGACUCAGUCAUAUCGUCAAUCGUUCCUCGACCUAGAGCCUCCAGAUUUCAUGAUGCCUAAGAAAAUUCAACCCAAGUUUAUGACUAUUUACGAGUUCAACAGUACGAUUCCGCGUAAUGUGGUAAACAUUAAAUUAUUUGAUUUGGACUGCAUUGGUCUGUAUUCGGCCAAAGCAGACGGAAUAGAAGUUCACUGUUUGCAGUUGGAAAAUCUGGUAUACUACAUGAGAUUCCAUCAAAUGCUGGUAACUCCGGCCGUCAGACAAGCUAACUUUAUCGACCAACGUUUGAUUGUACUAAGUCGAGAUGGACUGCUUCAAGUGUGGCGAUCUCAACCAAACCGCAAAUUAUCUCUGACUCAGCUGAUCAAAUCGAUCCAUGCCAGUGCGAUCGCGGUGGCCAAAUUCGAGUAUCAACUAUUCAUUGCCGUCAACUCUGAAUCGCCCGAAAGCGAAGACAGUACAACAGCACAUCAUGGUUCCAUUGAAAUCUGGCGAGAUUCCCGACCAUCGCAAGCCAAUGGCACCUUCAGCAAAUAUCAAACCAUUCUAAGCAAGGUUCCACGUCAGAUUCAGCUGUCGGUUCUUCCGACGGCCUCGGAAUUGAUGCUGUACGCUUUAAAGGAUGACCCAUUCCAUCCAUUGGUGAUCUACAGGUAUGAAGGAGUGGCCGGAUUCCGUGAGCACUUGACCAGCAAAACUUUACGAACCACUAGUAAACGACUGGCGGUCGUCAAGCUGGAGCGGAAUCAACGAGAGCUGUUGGCCCUGGUGGCCGAUAGAGAGAUCCGAUUCGUCGAAGCCGUUGUGAAGGGAACAUAGGUGAUGUUAUGUUAAAAUUAUUUCGGUGAUGUUUUUUUCUUGUUUGUAUGAUAGUGUACAAAAAAAUGUAAUAAAGCGUCAUUUUUGUUGAAUGAUUCAACAGUUUCAUUGAAUUUCAAAAAGACACACUUCUAUUAAAUAUCACGGAUAACACGAAGUUUUCUCACAAAUAAAUAAACAAUUAUUGAUUUA